This is a messenger RNA of Rasamsonia emersonii CBS 393.64, 572 nucleotides long. Its product is annotated as 4-aminobutyrate aminotransferase. The record is from RefSeq and is a predicted model, not a curated record. Gene Ontology annotation, biological process: GABA catabolic process. Gene Ontology annotation, molecular function: pyridoxal phosphate binding. The transcript is spliced from 4 exons. The annotation marks the transcript as partial. Lineage: Eukaryota; Fungi; Ascomycota; Eurotiomycetes; Eurotiales; Trichocomaceae. Gene Ontology annotation, cellular component: mitochondrion.
AUGGCGAGGAAAAUCCAUGAGCUAUCGCGUUCCACGGCCAGCUCCAUCGCAGAGCUGCCGGACCGUGGAAUGCGUCGACUUGCCCGUCUGGUCUGGACAAUGGCAGCUGUCUUCCGCUCAAGCCUGAACCUCAGGCCGGUGGCCCGCUUGCACGCUGCCCGCUCCUUUAGCACUGCCCCCCUUCGACGGCCUGAGCAGCCAUACUUCCCGAAUGAGCCCCAAGCUCCUAUUGUGAAGACGGCCAUUCCAGGCCCGAAGAACAAGGCCGCCGCGGCGGAGCUGGACGAGGUCUUCGACAUCCGCAGUCUGAACUUGCUUACGGACUACUCGAAAUCCGUCGGGAAUUACAUUGCUGACCUGGACGGCAACGUGCUUCUCGAUGUAUACGCUCAGAUCGCUUCUAUUCCCGUUGGCUACAACAAUCCUCGCCUUGCUGAGGCAGCUACUACUCCGGAGAUGGUCAGGGCUCUGAUCAACAGACCCGCCUCCGGCAACUUCCCCUCCGCCGAGUGGUCGCACAUUUUGAGGACCGGUCUCUUGAAGGCUGCUCCCAAGGGCCUGAACCAGGUCUU